Messenger RNA from Daucus carota subsp. sativus, 2363 nucleotides. RefSeq names its product phosphatidylinositol/phosphatidylcholine transfer protein SFH8. The record is from RefSeq and is a predicted model, not a curated record. Bases 288 to 2042 code for a protein of 584 amino acids. The transcript is spliced from 13 exons. NCBI's taxonomy places the organism in Eukaryota, Viridiplantae, Streptophyta, Magnoliopsida, Apiales, Apiaceae.
UCAGAGCAUGCUUUGUUCAGCUAAGCAGGAUGGUUAGUUGAGAAUUUGAUAAUAUUGCAGAUAAGGAUGAGUAUUUACCUAACUAUAUGUAAAUGUUACACCUAUUGUAGAAAAACAGAACCAAAUCCAGGCACUCGCUUUCUUGUUCUUGUAAAUUUAUGCUAUACAUAAAUAGCUUGAAGUAGCGGGUUUUAGAAAGGAGCACUCGCUUUCUUAUUCUUGAAAUUUUUUUGCUAUACAAUUAUACUUUGUUUGAAAUAGCGGGUUCUGGCAAAGAGAAGUACAAAAUGUCAGGAGUUUAUAAUCGUCUUGAAAGCCCUGGCAAUGAAGGGUCCAUUGUUCAUGACGAAAGAAAAGAAUUGCAGUCAGAUCACCAAAAUGAAGUUGAUGAAAUUACAAGAGAAGGAACCUUGAAGGGGAAAGAGAUUUUUGCUCCUGAUGACUAUGAGGUUUCCAUAAAAGAGGGAACAAGAGGUGGCAACAGGAAGAAAGGAGUUAAAGAGGUUCCGUUUGAGAUAGAAGUCGACCUAAAUUCUGAGGAGCUAAAAGCAGUACAAGAAUUCAGACUUUCAUUAAUAAAUGAUAACUUGCUGCCCGAUAGAUUUGAUGAUCAGUAUCUGAUGCUAAGGUAUUUGAAAGCCAGGAAGUUUGAUGUUGAGCAAACUAAGUGUAUGUGGGUGAAUAUGCUUCAGUGGAGAAGAGACUUUGGCACUGAUACUAUUUUAGAGGAUUUUAAUUUUGCCGAGUUAGAUGAAGUUCAAAAAUACUAUAGUCAUGGUCACCAUGGCGUUGAUAAGGAUGGAAGACCUGUUUACAUUGAAAGAAUUGGUAAAGUUGACGCAAAUAAGCUUACACAGGUGACAACUUGGGAUCGCCUUGUAAAGUAUCAUGUGCAGGAGUUUGAAAAAAGAGUUCUAGUUAAGUUUCCAGCCUGCUCAAUUUCUGCAAGAAGGCAUAUAGAUUCAAGCACAGUAAUUUUAGAUGUUCAAGGCGUGGAUUCAAAGAAGUUUGCUGGUUCUGUCGGAGAAGUUAUGGACAAGAUGAGGUUGAUUGACACCAAUUAUUAUCCCGAGACACUUCAUCGGAUGUUUAUUAUCAAUGCUGGCCCUGUCUUUUGGAUGGCCUGGAAUAUUAUUUGUAAAAGACAUGUUGAUCCUAAAACGCUUACUAAAAUUCAGGUUCUUGGCAAAAAAUACCAGAACAAAUUGCUUGAAGUAAUAGAUAAGAGCGAGUUGCCGGAGUUUCUAGGUGGUUGCUGUACAUGUAUGGAUCAAGGAGGUUGUGUAAGAUCUGAUAAAGGGCCAUGGAAUGAUCCUAAUGUAUUAAAAAUGGUUCGGGGCACAUCAAUAUUCGAGUCAGGAGCUGGAGCUGAGGAGGCUACUUUUCCUGAAAAGAAGCAGCAGCAUCCAGAACAAAAAUUAGAACCUGCUAGAGAUCAAGUGGGUAGCACGGCCUGCCAGGAUGAGGUUCUCUCUGACUGUGAGGUUGAUUUGUUAUCUAAGACUGUCAAUGAAAAAGCGAAGGUAGGAAAAUCCGUCCAGGAAUCCCACUCUUCGAGAGAAGGUUUUGGUUUGCCAAGAGAAUCAAGUGUGAGGAGACUUCUUGCUCGGAUAUGCACCAUACUUUUACUCAUCUGCACUGGCAUUUCCACUUCAAUCUGUUGGAUAUGUGCAGCAGCAGUUGCAGCCCUGAAAUCUGCAGCACGGACUCGUGAAUCAGAUCCUCCAACUACUGAGUUCCCUGGAGAAAAUAGGCACUCAGAUCCUGUCCAAAAAAUUUACGAGCUAGAGAGAAAGGUAAACAUGUUGCUGGCGCGGUCAUGUUCAAUGCCACGAAAUAGAGAUGAGGCCCUCAAUGCUGCUGUUUGUCGCGUGGAUGCAUUAGAAGCCGAGUUAAUUUCUACUAAGAAGGCUUUGCAUGAAGCUCUGCUAAAGCAAGAGGAACUUCUUGCCUGUAUAGAUAGCGAAGAAGCCGCGAUGUCCCCAGGGAAAAAGACAAUGACGCGAUGGUGCAUAAGAAAAUCUUUGAAGAAGCUGUACUAGAGUAAUCUCCAUUCGAAGGAAAUGCCAUGUACUCAACUAAUCUGUUUACGUGUGCAUGAUACCUUUUGCAUAUGUACGUAAUACAGUUGUCUACAAUGUGAAAAUUCCCGUUUGGACUAUUCAAUCGUGCUUUUUUAUAGAAAAUUUUAGCGCCCGCGAGUACAUUAACGUAGACUAAAUUUGUGGCGAGAAGAAUGUCAUUUGUAGAUAACCUGCAACCAAUAAAGUAUGGUCUAAUUCUUCAUGACACUUGUACCUGUAGCGCGUGGACUGCACGGAACAAUAGUAGCCGCCUGUAAUAGAAGUCCCAAUAAUAUGACA